Knipowitschia caucasica is the source of this 1563-nucleotide messenger RNA. The record is from the annotation of a GenBank genome assembly. NCBI's taxonomy places the organism in Eukaryota, Metazoa, Chordata, Actinopteri, Gobiiformes, Gobiidae.
AUGGGGAACGCUACCAAACUGGCCAUCGCCGUGUUCCUAAUAUCGUGCUCUUCAGGAGCCAUCCUGGGCCGCUCGGAGACGCAGGAGUGUGCCUACUAUAACUCGAGCUGGGAGAAGGAGCGCACCAACCGCAGCGGCAUCGAGCCCUGCUACGGCGACAAGGACAAGCGGCUGCACUGCUUCGCCACCUGGAAGAACGUGUCGGGGAACGUGGAGGUGGUAAAGCAGGGCUGCUGGCUGGACGACGUCAACUGCUACGACAGCACCGAGUGUGUGGAGAAGAAGGAGAGCCCUGACGUCUACUUCUGCUGCUGCGAGGGGAGCAUGUGCAACGAGAAGUUCCUCUACGCUCCGGACGGCCCGCCCCAGAGCCAGACCCACCAGUCCACCGCCUACACGACGUCCAACCCGUUCCCGCCAAAGCCACCCAUCUUCAGCACGCUGCUCUACUCGCUGGUACCCAUCGUGGGGCUGGCGGCCGUGGUCCUCUUCUCCUUCUGGAUGUGGAGGCAUCACAAGCUGGCCUAUCCUGCCGCUCUGGUGCCCACUCAUGACCCCGGCCCGGCCCCGCCCUCCCCCACACUGGGACAGAAGCCGCUGCAGCUCAUCGAGGUGAAGGCCCGCGGGCGAUUCGGCUGCGUGUGGAAGGCCCAGCUGCUCAACGACUUCGUGGCCGUCAAGAUCUUCCCCAUCCAGGACAAGCUGUCGUGGCAGAACGAGUACGAGAUCUACAGCCUCAGCGGCAUGAAGCACGACAACCUGCUGCACUUCAUCGGCGUCGAGAAGAGAAACCACAACCUGGACCUGGAGCUCUGGCUCAUCACCACCUACCACGACAAGGGCUCUUUGACGGACUACCUGAAGGCCAACGUGGUGUCGUGGUCCGAGCUGUGCCACAUCUCCCAAACGGCGGCGCGGGGUCUGGCCUAUCUGCACGAGGAUAUCCCGGGACACCGAGACGGCCACAAGCCCUCCAUCGCACACAGGGACAUCAAGAGCAAGAACGUGCUGCUGAAGAACAACCUGACGGCCUGCAUCGCUGACUUCGGCCUCGCACUUAAGUUUGAGGCGGGGAAGUCUGCCGGAGACACACAUGGACAGGUGGGCACCCGGCGGUACAUGGCCCCUGAGGUGCUUGAAGGGGCCAUAAACUUCCAGCGGGACUCGUUCCUGAGGAUCGACAUGUACGCCUUCGGCCUGGUGCUGUGGGAGCUGGCGGCGCGCUGCACGGCGGCGGACGGUCCGGUAGACGAGUACAUGCUUCCCUUUGAGGAGGAAGUGGGGCAGCAUCCGUCUCUGGAGGACAUGCAGGAGGUGGUGGUGCACAAGAAGCUGAGGCCCUGUCUGCGCGACUGCUGGCAGAAACAUGCGGGCCUGGCCAUGCUUUGUGAGACGGUGGAGGACUGCUGGGACCACGAGGCCGAGGCGCGGCUGUCGGCCGGCUGCGUGGAGGAGCGCGUGGGGCAGAUGCAGCGGCAGGUCCCCCUCAUCGGCCCCGAGGAGAUCACUGUCGUCACCAUGGUUACCAACGUGGACCUGCCCCCCAAGGAGUCCAGUUUAUGA